Molecule: messenger RNA, 1126 nt
Organism: Rosa rugosa (rugosa rose)
Lineage: Eukaryota; Viridiplantae; Streptophyta; Magnoliopsida; Rosales; Rosaceae
Exons: 6
Coding region: 307-792 (161 amino acids)
Source: RefSeq, a predicted model, not a curated record
AAAGGUGACAUUAUAUGUGUAUCAAAAUCUCAGAGCGAAUAGAAUUCGAGCAGAUCAAAAUCUGGCUUGCAUAAGAAUAGCAAAAGGACCCUUUAUUGAUGAUGAAGGCACAUGGGCGGCACUAAGCAGUGCCGUCUUUUGUAGAAGAAGAAGAAGAAGAAGUAGCAAUAUAUAGAUUCGAUUUCAGAGGCUCCUGUUUUCUAAGUUUCUUCUUCUGCAAAGCUUGCCUGCCUUUUUCAUCAUCUGUGUUUUUCUUGGGAGCUGUUUUUGUUUGGAUAAGCUUUUCUAUUUGACUCGGGAAAAGAGAUGGAGAGUGUGAAGAAGCAAGGAAAUUCGUCUUCCUCAUUGACUGCUGAACUUUUUGGGUUCAAGGAGUCACCACCCAAGUCUUCAACUGGGAUUUUUGCUUCGAUUUUCCCACCACCAUCACAGGUGGUAGGGAGAAACUCUUCAAGCUCUGAGCUGACUGAAUAUUGGCAGAAACAGUCCUUGGGAAAUCAAGCAUGGAGCACCAAGCAAGGUAAUCAAGCUAUAAGUAGCGAAGAUGCACGCUAUAGCUUACCCAACAAGGACAGCAGUUCAGUUCUUCAGGGAGAAAGAGCAGAACCAUGUCACCUAAGUUCAUCUCUUUACUAUGGUGGGCAAGAGGUCUAUUCUCAGUCCCCAAGUACCCCUCAUGCCUCUGGAUCCUACCCUAUAUUCAAGGAAAAGGGUGGAGAAGAUGAUCCAAAUGGAAGCAAUGCGAACAGUGCCGCCCGAGGAAAUUGGUGGCAAGGUUCGCUCUAUUAUUAGGACCUUGCCUUACCUGGCCAUGAACUCUUCAUCUAUUUUCAAGGAAUUCAUGAGGCCUUGGUUUUAAGUAUGGUGAAUAUGUACUAGAAAUAAGUUGCUGAUGUCAACAGGAGGUUGCAAAGAGAUGCCUCUUAGUCAAGAAGUGCGAAACUUUUAUGUUGGUAAGGUCAACUGUUUCACAGAGUUUGUUACUACUCUGCACUGGACUAAGUUUCUAUCUGUUGUUUGAAAGAUGUUUAUGCUUUUAAAUUAACGCCUGUAAUGGCCGACGGGCUAAUGAUAUGAACCUCUUGCUCUUCUAUUAUCAGCAAAUAAAGUAGUUGCUUGAAGUGAC